AUGGCAUCAAUCGACUAUUACCGCGUGCUCAACGUUGCUAGGACUGCAUCCUCCAAGGAAAUCAAAGCCGCAUAUUUUCAGCUCGCCAAAUCGUUACAUCCAGAUGUCACAGGCAAUGACGUUUCUAAGGCAGAGCGCUUCAGGUACGUUAGUGAAGCCCAUUCGGUGCUCUCAAACCCUCAAAAGCGCCGCGAAUACGACACAUCUCGCCCUGCUAAUAGUUUUCGCUCAUGCGACACAUCGGGGAUGACCCAGCACCCGUAUGCUACUAUGGGAGACGGAUCAGACCUUCGAGCGCGUCCAUUGUAUGGCAUUGAUGAAGAAGUUUGGCUCGCACAUCAUUACGGCCAAGGAGCUGCUCGACGCGACGACAUGCCACCGCGUUACUACGGCAUGGAAGUUGCGGAGAAAAAGCUUGAGCAGCAACGCGAACGUAUCCGACGUCACCAACGUCACUAUAAACUCAAUCGCACGUCUGGAUAUUUUCUGCGACGCGAAGCUCGGUUGAAGAAACACGAAGAAGAUAAGGCAGAAAGUGAAGCAAAGCAUGGGAAAGAAAGCAAUCCUAACAGUGCUUGUGUUAUUACAUAG
Plasmopara halstedii is the source of this 591-nucleotide messenger RNA. RefSeq names its product chaperone protein. The transcript has 3 exons. The record is from RefSeq and is a predicted model, not a curated record. The coding region runs from base 1 to 591 and encodes 196 amino acids. Lineage: Eukaryota; Oomycota; Peronosporomycetes; Peronosporales; Peronosporaceae.